UCUCCCCAGCAGUAGCGCGGUCUCAGCCCCGUCAAAUACUGUGUCUGUCGACAUCACCUCCGCGUCGUUGUCGUCUGCGGCAACCGACAGCUCGGUCUCUACAGGAGUGGCGCCUACUCUUACAGCGUUUACAGUUGAGAGCACCUUCCCCGCCUCCGCUCUUUCCUCCGUAAUGGCCACCUUGUCCGUCGUCAAUGAGACUUCGCUUCCUGCACCCACUGCAACCACACUCCCUACGUCUUCAACUAACGAUACGUCUUCGUUCAAUACAGUUUCCGACGCAGUCACGACAACACUCUCCUCGACCGGCGAUUUAUCGAGUGACACGGCUACGGCUGUGGUGACGGCCACUUCCGCUCCUUUGCCCUCCGCUUCCUUCGUGAUUCCUACCAACGUCCCCCAGGCGUGUCUCGCUAUCUCUACUGCGCCGCUCUACUCCUCAUCGUACCUCACUGCCAGCGCGGCUUCACCGCUUAGCACGGCCAGCGCCAUUGACGCAGGAAGCGCUUCCUCUAGCGUUGGCGGGAAUGCAACUUCAUCCACCUCCACGGGGGGCAGUACGGCGUCGGUUGCCUCAGCGACAUCGUUAACCUCCACGGGGGGCAGUACGGCGUCGGUUGCCUCAGCGACAUCGUUAACCUCCAGUAGUGAUCCAGCCAACGUCACAGCCACUUCGUUAUCCUCAAGCAGCGUUGCCUUGCCAAGCGUCACCCCCACAGGCCUGAACUUCACGGACUCCGGCAGUCAGACCAUAACUAAGCGUAUUGCCCAGGACGACCUGCCUGAUGUUGCACAGAGCUGGCAGGAUCUUUGUGUAAGUCGCUGGUGAAACUUCCAUAU
Molecule: messenger RNA, 840 nt
Organism: Phanerochaete carnosa HHB-10118-sp
Lineage: Eukaryota; Fungi; Basidiomycota; Agaricomycetes; Polyporales; Phanerochaetaceae
Exons: 1
Coding region: 173-829 (218 amino acids)
Source: RefSeq, a predicted model, not a curated record